Molecule: messenger RNA, 1441 nt
Organism: Andrographis paniculata
Lineage: Eukaryota; Viridiplantae; Streptophyta; Magnoliopsida; Lamiales; Acanthaceae
Product: grpE protein homolog 2, mitochondrial-like
Exons: 7
Coding region: 254-1258 (334 amino acids)
Biological process (GO): protein folding; protein import into mitochondrial matrix
Cellular component (GO): PAM complex, Tim23 associated import motor
Molecular function (GO): protein homodimerization activity; protein-folding chaperone binding; adenyl-nucleotide exchange factor activity
Source: RefSeq, a predicted model, not a curated record
AAACUUAAAAAGAAGUUUAAUAACGAAUGCUUCUGGACUCCUCUAAUAACUUCAAUACCAGUAUACCACUGCUCGUGGAAAGACCAUAAUACCCUCGACACGGUGGGGGUAAUAAGGGUAUUUUGCUUUUGGGGCAGAUGUGAAUCAACCAAAUCGAGUUCAGACCGUCUUAAAUCCCAGCUAAAACCCUUGCCUUCUUAGCUCCACCGUCGCCGGUUAAUCCUCCUCCUCCUCCUCCGCCGCCGCCGCCGAAAUGUCCCUGAGAAAAUUAGCUGCCAGUCUCUUGAGAACCGCUUCUAGUGGGAGCCGCGCGUUCCGCUACGGCCGCCCCGAAAGCUUGCAUUUCCGGGCACCAUCAAGUCAGUUAGUAUCUCCGCGCGGAAUCGUUGAUCAGGGGUUCCGUGGGCAGCUACUGUCUCAACAUCGACCGGCCUUUAAUUCAUCAUCCUGUAAUUGGUUUCGAUUCUCGUCAUCUGCAUCUCCGCAGUCCAAUGAUAAGGAGACUGUUAAAUCUGGAAAUGGACAAGAGAAGGGAAGUGACACUCAUCAAACUGAAGCAUCCGCAUCUUCGGAGUCCAAAAUGAAAGGGACUGCUGAAUCUGGAAAUGGAUCGGAAAACCAGGGGAAGGGUGCAGGUGUAGCAGAGUCAUCUUCUGAAGGAACUUCUGAAUCAGAUUCGGAAAGUGACCUCACAAGGGAUGAUCUAGUGAAACUCGUGGAGGAAAAAGAGCAACUUCUUUUGUUGAAGCAGGAAGAGCUCACGCAAAUGAAGGAUAAGAUCUUGAGGAGCUAUGCAGAGAUGGAGAAUGUUAUGGAGCGCACUCGCCGUGAAUCUGAAAAUGCAAAGAAAUUUGCGAUUCAGAACUUUGCAAAAGGCCUUUUGGAUGUGGCUGAUAAUUUGGGCAGAGCUUCUUCUGCUGCUAAAGAGAGUUUUUCAAAAAUUGAUGCAUCUAAAGAUACGACUGGAGCCGUUCAACAGCUCAAAACACUUCUCGAAGGUGUCGAAAUGACUGAAAAACAGUUGACAGAGGUUUUCAAAAAAUUCGGGUUGGAGAAAUACAACCCUGUGGAUGAAGAAUUCGAUCCCAACCGGCACAAUGCCGUAUUCCAAGUACCCGACGCAUCAAAACCAGCUGGCCAAGUCGCAGUAGUUCUAAAGGCCGGAUACAUUCUACACGGCCGGGUUGUAAGGCCAGCUGAAGUCGGUGUGACAGUGGCUGUCGACAAUGAGGAAGCCGGGAAAGAUCCUGAGGCCUAAACGAGUCGAAUGUUCUUGUGUGGAUUCAUUUUUACAACUUUGAUAUAUUUGGUGGUGAGAAUUUUGGGCAUGGAAUAUGUUAGGAAUACUCAGGAUUGAAGAGGAUGGUUUUGUUGCACCAUCUUAUAAGUGAAUAAAGAGGUGCACUUUUAUUUGAUGCCAUCAAUACAUAGAAAAGAUCGG